UUCCUCUGGAAAUGGCCGCGCCGGGGAGCACCGUCCGCCCCGCGCCCCGAGGCCCGUCGGCGUAGGGCGGCCGCGGGGCCGCGGGCCCCCCCCGAGGGACGCCGGAGGCAGAAUGGACGAGCAGCAGCCGCCCAGUGAGGAGAAGGAUGCGGCUGCGCCGGCUGAUGGGGCCGUGGCCGCAGAGGAGAUGGGCAGUGCCGAGGGGGACCCCCUGAAACCCCCCGAAGGAGCCUCCACGGGGCCGGAGCCGGAGGGCACGGAGAGCACGGACACGCAGGGACCGCCCCAGGCCAGCAGCCCCCCCCUGCGCCGCUGUGCCCUCUGCAACUGUGGGGACUGGAGCCCGCACGGGCAGCGGGAGCUGCAGCGCUUUGAGCCUGCGCCCGACUGGCGCCAGCGGCUGCAGGGGCACGAGCCCCCUGAGGGGCCUGAGCAGGGACCCCCGGAGCUGCAGCCGGAGCCACUGGGGGAUGACCCGGCCCAAGUCGGCUUUACAGAGGGGGUGACACUGGCACAGCUCUUCGAGCCCACGGGGCACUGCUGGGUGCAUCGCUGCUGCGCAGCCUGGGCAGGGGGUGCGGAGCAGGAGCCGGGAGCUGUGGACAGAGCCGUUUUCUCAGGGAUCUCACAGCAAUGUGAACACUGCCGGCGGUGGGGGGCCACCAUCCCGUGCCGGGCCAGCGCCUGCCGCCGCCUCUACCACUUCCCCUGCGCCACCGCCAGCGGCUGCUUCCAGUCCAUGGAGACCCUGCGGCUCCUGUGUCCCGAGCACGUGGCCGAGGCGCUGCAGAUGGAGGAUGUGCUGUGCCCGGUGUGUGCGGGGCCGGGGGACCUGCGGGACCUGGUGCUCUGCACCGGCUGCGGGCAGCACUACCACGGGCGCUGCCUGGACAUCACCCUCACCCCCAGCAAGCGCACGGGGUGGCAGUGCCCCCAGUGCAGAGUGUGCCAGGCCUGCAGGCAGCGCAGUGACGACUCUAAGCUGCUGGUGUGCGAGGGCUGUGACAGGGGCUGCCACGUGUCCUGCAUGGAGCCGGCUGACGAGGGCUCCCCCCCUGCCUCCUGGAAGUGCACGAGCUGCCGGGUGUGCUCGGAGUGCGGGCGGCGUGCGGCGGCGCUGGAGCCCGGCUCCCGCUGGUACCGGGGCUUCUCAGUGUGCGAGAGCUGCCACCAGCACCGAGCCACCAGCGGGGCCGCAGGGACCGCACCGGAGCCCCCCGCCCUGAUGUUGGUGUCCCCCGAACGCAGUGAGGUGAUGGAUGUGCCCGGCCCCAGCCCUGAGCCAGAGCCUGUGGGGUGCGAUGAGGAGGCACAGGCAGGGGGGGACCCCAAAGUGGGACCCCCAGGCGAUGGCGGGGCCCCUCCUGGCGAGCUGACCUCUGUGGAGAUGCCCCACAAUGAACUGCCCCCUGAGGAGCCCCCCCCGGACGUGCAGCCCCCCCCGGACGUGCAGCCCCCCCCGGACGUGCAGCCCCCCCCGGACUUGCAGCCCCCCGAGGAGCCCCCUCCUCUCGUGCUGCCUCCCACUGAGCCACCCCCUGAGGAGCUGUCCCUUGAGCAACCAGCCCUUGAGGCUCCCAUUGACAGACCCCCCCUGGAGGAGCUGCCCCCCAGUGAACCGCCCCCCAAUGAGCCUCCUCUUGAGCUGCCCCCCAAAGUGCCCCCUGAAAUCCCCCUCUUGGACGAGCUCCCCCCCAGAAUCCCCCCCUUGGACGAGCUGACCCCUGAAAUCCCUGUCCUGGACCAGCUACCCCCUGAUCAAUCACUGCUUGAGGAGUCCCCCCCUGAGGAGCUGCCCCCCAAGAAACCUCUUGAGAAGUUUCCCUCUCAUGAACCACUUCUUGCGGAGCCCCCCCCGGACAAGGUGCUCCCCAACACCCCCUCCCCUGAGGAUCCUCCCCCCGCUGAGCUGCCCCCCGAAGAGCAGCUCCCCAGUGAGGAGCUGCCCCCCGAGGAGGACCCGGCACCACCAGGUCUCCUCCCCGAGGUGCCUGUGGCAGAGGAGGCCCCAGCGCUGGCCCGGGAGGUGCCCCCUGAGGAGGAGAUGGAGCUGGAGCUGGAGCCGCUGCAGCCCCUGGAGCUGGCCCCUCCACUGCCGGCCCCCCCCGAUCUCCGCGCCGUCUCACCUGCCCCCCCCGCAGACCCCUCCCCUGCUGGCAACGAGGAUGAGGAGCCUGAGCGCCCCCCCCCAGCGCUGCCUGAGCCCCCCGGCAGCCCCCCGGCCAUGGACACAGAGCCCCCUGCUUCCCCACCGCCCCCCCUGGGCUCCUCCACCUGUGCCCCGGCCCCCGCUGAGCCCCCCGAGGAUGAGGAGAUGGAGAUGGGCGGUGGUGAGGGGGGGUCUCCAGACAGCCCCCCCGGAGAACCCCCCCGGAGCAGCCCAGCCCCGGAGCUGGGGCCCUACCCCGGGCUGCCUGCAGAGGAGGAGGAGGAGGAGGAGGAGGAGGAAGCACCGAGGCUGGAGCGGGAGGGCACCAGCGGCAGCUCCCCCCCGCUGAGCGAGGAGGAGGUGCUGGAGGAAGGCAGGGCCAGGGGGGACCCCGAGGCCAAGGACUCCCCCUUGCUCCUGGAGCCGGAGGAGCUGCGGCCCGAGACCCCCAUGGAGGUGUGCGCGGCUGGGGCCAAGCUGGACCGCGGGGAUGAGGGCAGUGCUGAACCCCCGACCCUGCGCCCGCGCCCCGACAUCCUCAAUGAGAUCUCCAACCUGAGCCAGGGCGACACGAGCAGCAGCUUCCCUGGCUCCGAGCCCCUGCUGGGCUCCCCGGACCCCGAGGGUGCCGGGUCCCUGUCCCUGGAGCUGGGCCCGGCCUCGGCCGACACCAGCCUGCAGAAGGAGGACGCGGGCUCACUGCCGCUGGGCGCUGAGACCGAUGAUUCGCUGCUCUUCGAGCCUGCAGCCAAAGGGGACGGGGACAAGAGCCGGCGCCGCAGCUCCCCGGGGCGCUCCCGUGUCAAGCAGGGUCGCAGCAGCAGCUUCCCCGGGAGGAGGCGGCCCCGAGGUGGGUCUCACGGCGCCCGGGGCCGGGGCCGUGCACGCCUGAAGUCAACCACAUCAUCUGUUGACACCUUAGCACUCGCCGAUGUGGAGAGCUCACCCAGCAAGGAGGAGGAUGAGGAUGAUGAUGACACGAUGCAGAAUACGGUUGUCCUCUUCUCCAACACCGACAAGUUCGUGCUCAUGCAGGACAUGUGUGUGGUGUGCGGCAGCUUCGGGCGUGGGGCCGAGGGGCACCUCCUCGCCUGCUCCCAGUGUUCCCAGUGCUAUCACCCUUACUGCGUCAACAGCAAGAUCACGAAGGUGAUGCUGCUGAAGGGCUGGCGCUGUGUGGAGUGCAUCGUGUGUGAGGUGUGUGGCAAAGCCUCCGACCCCUCGCGCCUGCUGCUCUGCGACGACUGCGACAUCAGCUACCACACGUACUGCCUGGACCCACCACUGCAGACCGUGCCCAAGGGUGGCUGGAAGUGCAAGUGGUGUGUGUGCUGCGUGCAGUGCGGGGCAGCAUCCCCCGGCUUCCACUGCGAGUGGCAGAACAACUACACCCACUGCGCGCCCUGUGCCAGCCUCGUCGUCUGCCCCUUCUGCCGCCAGAAGUACGUGGAGGAUGAUCUGCUCAUCCAGUGCCGCCACUGCGACCGGUGGCUUCAUGCGGCGUGUGACAGCCUCUUCACCGAGGAGGAGGUGGAGCAGGCUGCGGAUGAAGGCUUCGACUGCAGCGCCUGCCAGCCCUAUGUGGUCAAACCGGCUGCACCCACAUCUCCCACAGAGGCUGCUUUGGUCAAGGCAAAAGAACCAGAGCCGCAGUAUUUCCGCUUUGAGGGUGUGUGGCUGACGGAGACGGGCAUGGCCGUGCUGCGCAACCUCUCCCUGUCCCCCCUGCACAAGCGGCGCCAGCGCAAGGGCCGCCCGGGCGCCCUCAAUGGCGACGGGGGCCUGGAGGGGAGUGAACCCCUGGGCCCUGAUGACAAGAAGGAUGGAGACCUGGAUGCUGAGGAGCUGCUCAAGGCUGAAGUGGGUGUGGAGCACAUGGAGUGUGAGAUCAAGCUGGAGGCUGCGGCAAGCCCUGACCGUGACAUUGGGGCUGAUGUGGACUCGGGGAAGGGGCUGGAGGACCCGGAGGAGUGCAAGAAGAGGAAGCGCAAACCCUAUCGGCCAGGCAUCGGCGGGUUCAUGGUGCGGCAGCGCAAGUCCCACAUGCGCCUCAAGAAGGUCUCGGCGGUGUUGGCUGAAGUGGGGCGUGAGGGGCUGAGCACUGAGGGGCACCCAGAGGAUGGGGCUCCCGGUGACCUCCCGGCUGAGGGUGGCCUGGACCCCGGUUCAGGAGAGGGGGACGAGAAGAAGAAGCGCCGGGGAAGGAAGAAGAGCAAGUUGGAGGACAUGUUUCCCCCAUACCUGCAGGAGGCGUUCUUUGGGAAGGCGCUGAUGGACCUGAGCCGCCGGGCGCUGCUGGCAGCGGGGGGCGUGGGGGACGGCGCUGCCCGCCCCUCCCUGGGCCAGGGCCCCCCACGGCACAAGGGGGACCCCAGCCUGGCUGGGGCGCUGCAGGGAGCCCCCCACGACCGGAGGGAGCCUCCGGUGCACCCCCGAGGGGACGACAGCACCGACGGCAGCGCUGCGGCUCCCGAGGAUGAGGGCAAAGAGGAGCCCAAGGGCGAGGAGCUGGGCACUGACGAGCCCAAGGACUCCCCGGACCCCGGGGACACGGAGAAACCAGCGACCCCCGGGGAGGGAGCACUCAGCUCCGACCUGGACAAGAUCCCUACGGAAGAGCUGCCCAAGAUGGAGAGCAAGGACGUGCAGCAGCUCUUCAAGGACGUGCUGGGCUCGGCGGAGCGCGGGGAGCAGCCCCUCAACUGUGUGGCUGCUGCAAUGGAGAGCGGAGGUGUGGGGCAGGAGCCCGGCCGAGCACAGCGCCCCUUCCUGCAGGGAGACCUCCAGCUGUCGGGGCAGGGGAGUGUUUCCCUGGGCUCUCUCUCUGGAUCUGUGUCCCUGGAUUCAUACCCGGGAGUCUGCCAGUCCCCAUUCCUCGACAGCAGGGAGCGAAGCGGCUUCUUCAGCCCCGACCACUGCGAGCCUGAGAGCCCCUGGGCCAGCAGCUCAGCUGCCACCACCCCCUCGACACCCACAACACCCACGACGGAGGGCGAGGGGGACGGCUUGUCCUACAACCAGCGCAGCCUCCAGCGCUGGGAGAAGGACGAGGAGCUGGGGGAGCUCUCCACCAUCUCACCUGUGCUCUACGCCAACAUGAACUUCCCCAACCUCAAGCAGGAUUAUCCAGACUGGUCGAGCCGUUGCAAACAGAUCAUGAAGCUCUGGAGGAAGGUCCCUGCCACAGACAAAGCUCCCUAUUUGCAAAAGGCCAAAGAUAACCGGGCGGCUCAUCGCAUCAACAAGGUGCAGAAGCAGGCUGAGAGCCAGAUCAACAAGCAGACCAAAGGGGAGGGACUGCGCAAGCCGGAGCGGCCCUCACUGCACCUGCGGAUCCCGGUGCCGCCGGGCACGCAGCCCGUCUACAUCGGCAGCCCCCCCCCCGGCGCCGGCGAGGGCUUCCUGAAGCCCCCCCCGGGGGCCGGAGCGGGGCCGGAGUCUCCCAGCGAGCUCUUCCUGAAGCUGCCCCCCCAGUCCCCUGCCCAAGUGCCUUCGCAUGAGCCCUAUGGAGCGGCCCCUGCUUACGCGCUGGAGCCGCGCUUCCCCUCGCCCCUGGGCCAGAGCCCCACGGCGGGUGCUGCCUUCCAGCCCUUCCCCAGCCAGCCCCAGCCCCGCUCCGGGCCCCCCGACUUCCACCCCACGCCACCCGGCACCCCCCGGCACCAGCCCGGCACCCCCGACCCUUUCCUCAAGCCCCGGUGCCCCUCCUUGGACAACCUCUCGGUGCCGGGGAGCCCCGGGGCACGGCCCCCCGAGGCCCUGCUCUCUCCCUUGCCUUUCGGGGAGCAGAAGAAGGGGCUGGAGGUGAAGAAAGAGGAAGGGGGGGGCCUGGGCGUCUGCUCCCCUGGCUAUGCUCCCCCCAUAGGCUAUGGGGACUCCCCAGGAGGCCCCCACCUCUCUGCUGCGGAGCUGAAGGGAGCUGAUGUCUUCAAAGCCCCCAUGACCCCCCGGGUGCCGCAGGUGGAGCCGCAGAGCCCGGGGCUGGGGCACCGGCCCCCAGACCCCCACCCACUGGCCCCUUCCCCCCCAUCAAACCCCGAGCUCUAUCGGCAGUCCCCCUACCUGGACCCCUAUGCGCAGCCCCCGCUGACGCCGCGGCUGCAGCCCCCGGACGCCUGCUGCGCGCUCCCCCCCCGCUCCCUGCCCUCCGAGCCCUUCUCCCGUGUCCCUGCCAGCCCCCAGUCCCAGUCCAGCUCCCAGUCCCCACUCACCCCCCGGCCCCUCUCCAAUGAAGCCUUUUGCCAGUCCCCCGUCACCCCCCGCUUCCAGUCCCCAGACCCCUAUUCCCAGCCGCCCUCCCGACCGCAGUCCCGUGAUCCCUUCACCCCCUUGCACAAGCCCCCCCGGCCCCAGAUGCCAGAGCCGGGGUUCAAGGCGGUGGCGGCACCUGGGGGGGGAUUUGGGGGCACCCCUGCUGGGGACCCCCACACCAAGGCACCGGCCGGGCAGCAGCCGCCCUUUGCCCGCUCCCCCGGUGCCAGCGUCUUCACCGGGGGGCAGCCCCCCAUGCGCUUCACCUUCCCCCCGGCUGUGCCGGAGCCCCUCAAGGGCUCCCCGUCCCACCAGCCCCAUGGGAUCAACAGCCAUUACGUCCCCAGCAAGCCCCAGAGCUCGGCCUAUGCCUCGUCCCCCGGCUUCCACCAAGCUGGGAGCCCGCUGGGGCCGGGUGCCACAGGCACCGACACCUACAGCCUGUCCCCGCUCCGUCCGCCCUCGGUGCUACCACAGCAGCCCCCGGCCACCCCCCAGCAGCAGGACCCCUCUGUCCCCUUCCUGCCCCGAGCUGCACUGGGGCCAGUGGGCGACAAGAGGGAGGAGGCAGCCGUGGGGCUCUCAGCCCCCCCAAACAGGGACCUGGCAGAGCUGCCCGGCAGCCAGGAUGGGCCCCUUGGCACCAUGAGCCACUCAGAGCUGGAGAAGCAGCGGCAGCGCCAGCGGCUCCGGGAGCUGCUCAUCCGGCAGCAGAUCCAGCGGAACAGCCUGCGGCAGGAGAAGGAGAGCGCGGCAGCGGCGGCAGCCACAGGCUCCCCGGCAGCUUGGGCACCCGAGGCCGGCAGCCAGGCCUUCGAGCUGAGCCGGGCCAUGGCCCCGUACCCAGCGGCACAGGACAAGAGCCUGCUGGGGACCCUGGCCACAGGCACCGGGAAGCUCCCCGGCUCCGUCAUGGUGCCAGCAGCAUUCCCGCAGGAUGAGCGGCUCUCACGGCCCCCGCCGGCGCCCACUCCGUCUGCUAUGGACAUCAAUGGGAGGGCAGCGGUGGGGCCCCCUCAAGGCUUCUACCCCCGCGGGGUGUUCCCGGCACCAUCCCCGCAGCAGCACCUCUGGCAGCAGCAGCAGCAGCAAGCGGCAGCCGCCACAGCCCUGCGGCUCCCGGUCACAUCCCGCUUCACCCCGCCGGGUGCCGGCAACACUGUGGGCAGCCUGGGUACCCGCGAUGCGGUGACCGCUGCGCCCAGCGCCAUGGGCGCCCCAUUCAUUGAGCUGCGCCACAACGUGCAGAAGGGAGCCGGGGGGGUCCUGGGCUCCCCCUUCCCGCAGCCGCCGCGGCCUCGCUUCUUCCUGCCCGGGGAGGAGAGCACGGCCUCGGGGCUCUGCGCCCCCGUUGUGCCCAUGCAGCCCCUGCCCGUGCUGCAGCCGCAGAAGGUGCCGGUGCUGCUGCCGCCCGCGUCACCGCAGGCAGCUGAGAUGGGCAACAGCCACCACCAGCCCCACGGCAAGGCAGCCGCACCACUGCCGGGCCCCAGCGUGGAGCUGCCUCAAGUCCCCUCGCGCCCGCUGUCCUCCGGCUCUGCCCUGCGCCCCGAUGCCCCCAAGGAUGCUCCCGCAGCCGAACCUGUGCUGGCUCCGGCCCCCGGGAAGAGCCACCUGAGCCUGGAGGGCGGGCGCCUGCCCUGCGAGGUGCCAGUGGAGCCCGACCUCGAUGAUGACUUUGGUUCCCACAAAGACCUGGAAGAUGACGAUGAUUUGGCCAACCUGAGCCUGGAUCCAGAUGUGGCCAAAGGGGACGAUGACUUGGACAACCUGGACAGCCUGGAAACAGCGGAUCCCCACCUGGAUGACCUGCUGAACGGGGAUGAGUUCGACCUCCUGGCCUACACCGACCCCGAGCUGGACACGGGGGAUAAGAAGGACAUCUUCAACGAGCAUCUGCGCCUGGUCGAGUCGGCCAAUGAGAAAGCCGAGCGGGAAGCCCAGCUUAAGAUGGAGCCACCAGCUCCCACCUUGAAGCUCCCUGACCCCGGGGAUGGCAAAGACUCGGCCGCAUCUGUGGAGGACCAGGAGGUGCCCAAGGAAGGGCUGGUGGGGCCUGGGGUGGGCCUGGGCUCUGCUCCCUGCCCUGCAGGCACCGCGGAGGUGAAGGUGGGCUCGCUGCCCUCUGACAUCAAGCCCAAGCUGGAGGACGGAUGCCUCAAGACCUCUCCCUGUCAGUUCACCACUGGCGGCCCCGAGCGGCUCCCGGUCAAGUCGGAGGCGCUGCAGGGCACGGACAAGAUCUCUGCCUCACUGGGGCUGAGCCUCAAGCCCAGCCAGAGCCUGCUGAGCCCCGGUACCGGCCCGGCGCGCCUCGGCGUGACCCAUUUCCCGAGCAGCGGCCACGCCGCGGUCCCCGCGCCGGAGAAGGACCCGUACGGCAGCCGGGGGCUGGCUCCUGCCCCGCUGGGCCCCCAGAGCAACCCCUUGCUGGAGAAGUUCGAGCUGGACAGCGGGGCCCUGGGGCUGGGCAGUGCCCGGCACUCGCCGGCCGAUGACCUGGACAAGAUGGAGAGCUCGCUGGUGGCCAGUGAGCUGCCGCUGCUCAUCGAGGACCUGCUGGAGCACGAGAAGAAGGAGCUGCAGAAGAAGCAGCAGAUGUCAGCGCACCUGCCCCGGGGCACCCCGCACCUCCCGGGGCACCCCCUGCUGCACCCCACACAGCCCCCCGAGGGGCAGCCCCCGCGCCUGGGCACCCCGCAGCCCCCGCUGCAGCUGGGCAUGGUGGCCAGGCCCCCGCUGAUGCCGGCGCAGCCACCCCGGCUCGGUGCCCCACAGCAGGGCCCGGCGCUGGCCCCGCACAUGGGCAUGGCCCCCACGCAGCCCCACGUGCUGGCAGCCCCCCAUGGUGUGCAGGUGGCCCUGGCGCCGCCGCAGCAGCAGCAGGGCCAGCAGCAAGUGCUGGUGCAGAAGCCCAUGGCUGGGGUGCAGCCGCCUGCCCUGGGCAUGAAGCCCCCCCAGCUCGUCAUGCAGCAGCAGUUGGCCAACAGCUUCUUCCCAGACACAGACCUGGACAAAUUUGCAGCCGAGGACAUCAUGGACCCCAUUGCCAAGGCCAAGAUGGUGGCACUGAAGGGCAUCAAGAAAGUGAUGGCUCAGGGCAGCAUCGGGGUGGCCCCGGGCAUGAACAGGCAACAGGUUUCUCUGCUGGCCCAGCGGCUCUCGGGGGGCCCAUCUGUCUCUGAGAUGCAGAAUCAUUUGCUGACAGGGAGCGGACAAGAGCGGAGCAGCGCAGACCCAGCCCAGGCUCGCCCCAACCCACCCACCUUCGCGCAGGGCGUCAUCAACGAGGCAGACCAGCGGCAGUACGAGGAGUGGCUGUUCCACACGCAGCAGCUCCUGCAGAUGCAGCUGAAGGUGCUGGAGGAGCAGAUCGGGGCGCACCGCAAGUCUCGCAAAGCCCUGUGUGCCAAGCAGCGCACGGCCAAGAAAGCCGGGCGUGAGUUCCCCGAGGCCGAUGCUGAGAAGCUGAAGCUGGUGACGGAGCAGCAGAGCAAGAUCCAGAAGCAGCUGGACCAGGUUCGGAAGCAGCAGAAGGAGCACACCAACCUCAUGGCCGAGUACCGCAACAAGCAGCAGCAGCAGCAGCACCAGGCCUCAGCCGUGAUGGCUCUGAGCCCCUCGCAGAGCCCCCGUCUCAUGUCCAAGCUCCCUGGGCAGCUGCUCUCGGCACACGGCGUCCAGCAGACUGUGGGGACUGUGGUGGGUGCCCAAGGCCUCGGCCAGCAGCCAGGGCAGCCGGGGGGGCUGCGCCUGCCCCAGGGUGGCGUGUCCAUGGCCAUGCAGCAGGGCCUGUCCUUCAUGGGCCAGCAAGGCGUGGGGAGCGCUCCAGUGCCCAGCACCUCCAAUGCGUUCUUCACUGGGAACCCCGCGCUGCGCGGGCUGGGCGCAGAUGCCCGCCUCAUGCAGGAGAGGCAGCUCCAGAGGAUGCAGCUGGCCCAGAAGCUGCAGCAGCAGCAGAACAUGCUAGGACAAGUGUCACUGCAGCAGCAGCAGCCGGGGCUGAUGGGCCAGGCAUCGCUGCAGCAGUCGGGUGUGAUGGCACAAGCAUCGAUGCAGCAACAGGGCGUCAUGGCACAGGCAUCCAUGCAGCAGCCAGGAGUGAUGGGACAGGCAGGCAUGCAGCAACAGAGCGUCAUGGGCCAGGUGUCAAUGCAACAAGCGGGUGUCAUGGGACAGACCUCGAUGCAGCCACAGGGCAUGAUGGCCCAGACGUCGAUGCAACAGGCGGGUGUCAUGGGACAAGCUUCAAUGCAACAGGCGGGUGUGAUGGCACAGACAUCCCUGCAGCAGCCUGGCAUCAUGGGACAAGCAUCCAUGCAGCAGCCCAGUGCGAUGGGACAGGCAUCCAUGCAGCAGCCCGGCGUCAUGGGACAAACAGCCAUGGUGGGGCAGCCCGGCCUCCUGGGCCAGCAGCAGCCCGCCCCAGCCCCACAGCCGGGCACGGUGGGGCAGCCCAUGGUGCCGAAGCAGCCGGGGCUGAUGGGCAGCCAGCAGAGCCUGUUGGUGCAGCAGCUCUCCCCGCAGCAGCAGCCGGGUUUGCUGGGACACACGCAGGCCGCAGGGCUGCAGCACCAGGCAGUGCUGGGCCAGCCCCAGCGCCAGGUGCUGCUGGCCCCACACCAGCAGCGGGUGCUGGGCUCGCCCCAAGUGGCCCCGCAGACUCCGGGGAUUCUGAGCCACCGGCUCGUGCUGUCCCAGCAGCUGGGGCAGGCGCGGGCGCUGCUGGCCCCGCAGCAGCAGAACUCGGGGCUCCUGGGGCUGGGCCAGGGGCAACCCUCGAUCCAGCACUUUCCGCAGCACGGCGCGGGGGGCCAGGCCCCCUCCGUGCUGCACCUGAGUCAGGGAAUGCAGCCGGCGCCGGCGGUCCUGGCUGCGAAGGAGCAGCCCGGAGGGGCGGACGGCAGCGCCCUGCCCGAGGGCAGCGAGAGCGGAGCGCAGCUGCACGGGGAGCAGCCCGGAGCCCUCGGUGAGCCCCCGGCCCCCAAGCCGCAGGCUGAGCUGGGGCAGGGCCAGCAGCUCCUCUUGGCCUCGCCGCCGGCAGCGCUGCGGACGGGCUCCGUGCAGCCGGGUGCCCUGCUCACCGCAGCCCUGCAGAGCCCCGGCGCUGCCCACCCCGAGCAUGGGGACGCUGCUGGGGCGCUGGAGCUGCCGCUGGGCUGCGGGACGGGCCCGGCGCAGGGCUUGGUGCUGCCGCGAGCGCUGGAGCAGCCGGGCAAGGGGCAGCCGCGGCUCCAGAGCCCCAUGCAGCACAAAGCGGCGCCGGCACCGGGCUCGGCUGCGCUGCCCCCGGGGCUGCUGGGGCAGGUGCCGGGGCCCAUGAUGGGGCAGAUCCGGGCACAGCUGCAGGGGGUCCUGGCCAAGAACCCGCAGCUGCGGCACUUGACGCCGCAGCAGCAGCAGCAGCUCCAGGCGCUCCUGGUGCAGCGGCACCAGCAGAACCUGCUGCAGCAGAGCCAGGCGCUCCGGACCCCCGGCCCCUUCCCCGGGCAGGCCCCGGAAUACGGCUCCACUGCCCGGCAGCCGCCCCGCCUGCCAGGGCCCCUAUUCCAGCCCCGGCCAGGUGCCCCGGCAGAGCCUCAGCCGGGCCUUGAGCAGGGCCGGGCGCUGCCAGGGCAGCCCCCCCAGCAGCCGCUGGCAGAGCUGGUGCAGGCAGCGCUGGCUGCCCGCGGCCCCCAGCCCGGUGUCGUGCGGCUCCCCACACCACCGGCCCCCUCGCCCCUGGGCUGUGCCCCCCAGCACCUCACCAGCCCCGAGCAGAGCCCUCAAGAGCCAAAGAAGAUGUCGCCAGGGGUCCCUGCCUUGGCCCCCAGCCCCACAGCACCCAUGGAGCAGGGGUCGGCACCGAGCAGCACCAUCCCUGAGCCACAGCACGGACCCUGGGACCCUGAGGCGCCUGGUGCAGACUCCAGUGAGACCCGCAUCAAUGGGGCAGGGCCGGAGGGGCCCCCCGCAGCGGGUGAAGCCCCAGCAGUGCUGGUGAAGCAGGAGCCGAAGGAGGAGACGGUGGUGGUGGCGCAGUGCGAGCUGGAUGGAGAUGAAGCCCCAAAACCAGAGGCUAACGGGGACCCUGGGGCCAGCCAAGCCAACAGCCUCCUGGCCCCAGGCGGCCGCUCUGAGGCCGGGCACCUCCUGCUGCAGAAGCUGCUGCGAGCCAAGAACGUGCAGCUCUCGGCGCAGAGCCCAGGAGAGCUCAACGGGCACACGGAGAACCGGGGCAGCAGCAUGGAGCCGCGGGCACCACCGGUGCUGCUGGGCCGGGAGGACCCCACCAUCGCCAGGAAGCCGGUGCCCACCAAGCCCAAGCGGGUGCAGAAGGGCAACGAGCGGGUCCCAGCCUCCCGCAAGAAGCUGCGGAAGGACGAGGGGCUGCGGCCGGGGGAGGCCCUCAUGAGGCAGCUGAAGCAGGAGCUGUCGCUGCUGCCGCUGACGGAACCAACCAUCGCAGCCAACUUCAGCCUCUUCGCGCCCUUCGGCAGCAGCCCCAUCAAUGGCAAAAGUCAGCUCCACGGCGCCUUCGGCAGCGCCGUGCUCGACAGCGUGCCCGACUACUACUCCCAGCUGCUCACCAAGAACAACCUCAGCAACCCCCCCACGCCACCCUCCUCGCUGCCCCCCACGCCACCACCCUCUGUGCAGCAGAAGAUGGUGAACGGUGUCACGGCCCCAGAGGAGCUGGGGGAGCAGCCCAAGGACAGCGACCCGGCCCGUGAGCCCCAUGGCCACAAAGACACAGCAGCCGUGGAGGUGAAGAGCCUGGACCUGCUGGCAGCUCUGCCCACCCCUCCUCACAACCAGACCGAGGAUGUCAGGAUGGAAAGCGACGACGAGAGCGAUUCCCCCGACAGCAUCGUCCCGGCCUCGUCCCCUGAGAGCGUCCUGGGCGAGGAGCUGCUGCGCUUCCCCCUGCUCAGCGAGGCCAAGCCGGAGCUGGAGGAGCGGGUGCUGUCCCCCAUCAUCCCCAUCAUCCCCCGGGCCAGUAUCCCAGUGUUCCCCGACAUGAAGCCCUAUGAGGUCCCCGAGCCCUUUGGGGCCCCCCCUGGGAAGGUGGGUUCCCCAUGGGAGAAGGGUAAGAGCAGCGAGGUCUCUGUCAUGCUGACAGUGUCUGCAGCAGCUGCUAAGAACCUCAACGGGGUGAUGGUGGCCAUGGCUGAGCUGCUGAGCGUGAAGAUCCCCAGCUCCUAUGAGGUGCUGUUCCCCGACGGCGCCGUGCGAGCGGCCGUAGUCGAGGCCAAAAAGGCGGAGACGGACAUGGCUGGGGUGCUCGGUGCCAAGGAGAAGGUGGCGUUGGCUGGGAAGGUGCCAGACAGCAGCUCCGAGUGGCUGAAGCAAUUUGAUGCGGUGCUGCCUGGGUACAGCCUCAAGGGCGAGCUGGACCUCCUGACACUGCUCAGACAGGAGAGCCCAGUGCCCGAGAAGACGCUUCACCACUGCUACGUCAACAACGUCUCCAACCUGGACGUGCGGCAGCUCUCGGUGAUGCCGCAGGAGCCCUCUCCCCCACUGUCCCCCUCCGUCCCCUCCCCAUCCAGCCCCACUGAGGCCGCCCGGGUCCCUGACCCUGAGGCAGCCCCCGAGGCAGCCCCAGCCCCGCUGUCCCCACUGCCCCUGGCCCCAUCGCCAGCCCCCCAGGAGGAGGAUGGGGCCGUGGGUCUCCAGUCGCCGCCACGCUUCAAACCACGCUCGCGCCCACCCGAGGACGGGGACGAAGCGCGGCCACGGCUCAAGAAGUGGAAGGGGGUGAGGUGGAAACGGCUCCGCUUCCUCGUCACCAUCCAGAAAGGGGGGGCCAAGCGGGACGGGGACAAGGAGAUCGCAGAGUUCAUUGACAAGCUGGGCACCACGCUGCGCCCCGAGAAGGUGCCGCGGGACCUGCGCAAGUGCUGCUUCUGCCACGAGGAGGGCGACGGUGCCACGGACGGGCCCGCGCGUCUGCUCAACCUCGACCUGGACCUCUGGGUCCACCUCAACUGCGCCCUGUGGUCCACCGAGGUGUACGAGACGCAAGGAGGGGCCCUGAUCAACGUGGAGGUGGCUCUGCACCGCGGGCUGCUCACCAAGUGCUCGCUGUGCCAGAAAACCGGCGCCACCAACAGCUGCAACCGCAUCCGCUGCCCCAGCGUGUACCACUUCGCCUGCGCCAUCCGCGCCAAGUGCAUGUUCUUCAAGGACAAGACCAUGCUGUGCCCCGUGCACAAGCUGAAGGGCCCUUGUGAGCAGGAGCUGAGCAGCUUCACCGUGUUCCGCCGCGUGUACAUCGAGCGGGACGAGGUGAAGCAGAUCGCCAGCAUCAUCCAGCGCGGCGAGCGGCUCCACAUGUUCCGCGUCGGGGGCUUGGUGUUCCACGCCAUUGGGCAGCUCCUGCCGCACCAGAUGGCCGAUUUCCACAGCGUCACGGCCCUCUACCCCGUGGGCUACGAGGCCACGCGCAUCUACUGGAGCCUGCGAACCAACAACCGCCGCUGCUGCUACCGCUGCACCAUCUGCGAGAACAACGGGCGCCCCGAGUUCGUGGUGCAGGUCAUUGAGCAGGGCCUGGAGGAUCUGGUCUUUUCCGACUCCUCACCACAAGCCGUCUGGAACCGGAUCAUUGAGCCGGUGGCGAUGAUGAGGAAGGAAGCUGACAUGUUGCGCCUCUUCCCCGAGUACCUGAAGGGCGAGGAGCUCUUCGGCCUCACGGUGCACGCGGUGCUGCGCAUCGCCGAGUCGCUGCCCGGUGUCGAGAGCUGCCAGAACUAUCUGUUCCGCUACGGGCGGCACCCGCUGAUGGAGCUGCCGCUGAUGAUCAACCCCACCGGCUGUGCCCGCUCCGAGCCCAAGAUCCUCACCCACUACAAGCGGCCCCACACCCUCAACAGCACAAGCAUGUCUAAGGCCUACCAGAGCACGUUCACCGGCGAGACCAACACGCCCUACAGCAAACAGUUUGUGCACUCCAAGUCCUCCCAGUACCGGCGCCUGAAGACGGAGUGGAAGAACAACGUGUACCUGGCGCGCUCCCGCAUCCAGGGGCUGGGGCUCUAUGCGGCCAAGGACAUCGAGAAGCACACCAUGGUCAUCGAGUACAUCGGCACCAUCAUCCGCAACGAGGUGGCCAACCGGCGGGAGAAGAUCUAUGAGGAGCAGAACCGUGGCAUCUACAUGUUCCGCAUCAACAAUGAGCACGUCAUUGACGCCACACUGACAGGGGGCCCGGCCAGGUACAUCAACCACUCGUGCGCCCCAAACUGCGUGGCUGAAGUCGUGACCUUCGACAAGGAGGACAAGAUCAUCAUCAUCUCCAGCCGGCGCAUCCCCAAGGGGGAGGAGCUCACCUACGACUACCAGUUCGACUUCGAGGACGAUCAGCACAAGAUCCCCUGCCACUGUGGAGCCUGGAACUGUCGCAAGUGGAUGAACUAAGUGGGAUAAGAAGGAGCCGGGGGGGGGAGGGUGACCACAACGCCCCCCCCACCUCACCGCCACCUCGCCACGACCCAACCGGGGGCCACGGGAGGUGCCGGGGGGGCCGGGCCGCCGCCGGCCCUGCCUGCGCGGGACGCCCGGACGGACGCACGGACGCACGAACUGGCAACUCAGGGUUUUCUUUGCUUCGUCCUGCGAGGAAUCAAGUGUUUGUGUCGGGGGGGGGACCCCGGC
Melopsittacus undulatus (budgerigar) is the source of this 16039-nucleotide messenger RNA. RefSeq names its product lysine methyltransferase 2D (gene KMT2D). Gene Ontology annotation, cellular component: nucleus; MLL3/4 complex. The transcript has 55 exons. Gene Ontology annotation, molecular function: transcription coactivator activity; histone H3K4 methyltransferase activity; histone binding. NCBI's taxonomy places the organism in Eukaryota, Metazoa, Chordata, Aves, Psittaciformes, Psittaculidae. The coding region runs from base 113 to 15802 and encodes 5229 amino acids. Gene Ontology annotation, biological process: positive regulation of transcription by RNA polymerase II. The record is from RefSeq and is a predicted model, not a curated record.